This is a messenger RNA of Eruca vesicaria subsp. sativa (arugula), 1194 nucleotides long. The record is from the annotation of a GenBank genome assembly. NCBI's taxonomy places the organism in Eukaryota, Viridiplantae, Streptophyta, Magnoliopsida, Brassicales, Brassicaceae.
AUGGAUAAUAAAUCUCCAAGAUCAAAAGAAAUCUUGGGACCAAGACCAACUCCAUUAAAAAUCCAUAAAGAAUCCCACAAAAUCAUCAAGAAGCCACCAUUAGCGCCACAACCACGACUACAACCACCGCAGCUACACGAGCAAGAACCAUCACAACUAUUGCCUCCACGUGGUCCAGUGAUCAUAUACGCUGUAUCCCCCAAGAUUAUCCAUACACACCCUAAUAACUUCAUGACACUGGUUCAACGUCUAACAGGCAAAACCUCUACCUCCACAAUUCCAUCCUCCUCUUCUCCAUCAACCUUAGAACUUGACUACACAUCUGCAUCAAGAGACACGUCAACAGUGUUCGAUGCAUCUUGUGGCUCGAUAUCUCCGGCGGCUAGGUAUGCUGCGAUGGAGAAAGCUAAUGCCUCAAGUGAGCUAGGGUUUGUGGGUGGCGUAGAGACCACAGAUCAAUAUUAUCAACAGCAUCAUCAUCAUCAAAACCGAGCAAUAGAACGUGCUGGGAUCUUGUCUCCAGGGCCCGCUUCUCUACCGCCGAUAUCGCCAGAUUUCUUUUCUACGGUUGGAGCGUCCGAUCCUCAAGGCGAUGAUUACGUGUCACGGGAUGAGGAUCGUGGUAUCCUUCAUUCAGUAAGAGAUACGAGAACUAUUGGCUCAGCUUAUGAUCGCUACCUUCAGAGUGCGCAAACGUCUUCUAUGAUGCCAUCUGAAGAAGCUGGUCGGUUUCAUGGUGUUGGCAUGGGAAGACGAGGAGAUGAGCUCAUGAGUGGGCGUGGUGGAGUUCUGUCUCCAGAUUUUGGGCCAAAUGGUCGUGAUUUGGGUUUUAGUCAACAUGAUUUAGUUGGUAGGCCUGGAAGGGAACUGCUUCGUCUACCUCCAGAUGCAUCCAACACUUUAUUUGUUGAAGGACUUCCUUCUAAUUGCUCUAGGAGGGAAGUAUCUCAUAUAUUUAGGCCAUUUUUGGGAUAUAGAGAAGUGAGACUUGUGACAAAAGAUGCAAAGCAAAGGAAUGGAGAUCCUGUUGUUCUAUGUUUUGUUGAUUUUGAAAGUCCUGCAUGUGCAGCAACUGCUCGUACCGCCCUGCAAGGAUAUAGAAUGGAUGAAAAUGAACCGGACUCCAAAAAUUUGCAGAUCCAGUUUUCAAGAAACCCAGGGCGAAGAGCAGGACAACGCGGAGGAAGGAGGUGA